Molecule: messenger RNA, 1872 nt
Organism: Gopherus flavomarginatus (Mexican gopher tortoise)
Lineage: Eukaryota; Metazoa; Chordata; Testudines; Testudinidae
Gene: PRPSAP2
Product: phosphoribosyl pyrophosphate synthetase associated protein 2
Exons: 12
Coding region: 254-1363 (369 amino acids)
Biological process (GO): purine nucleotide biosynthetic process; 5-phosphoribose 1-diphosphate biosynthetic process
Cellular component (GO): cytoplasm; ribose phosphate diphosphokinase complex
Molecular function (GO): magnesium ion binding; ribose phosphate diphosphokinase activity
Source: RefSeq, a predicted model, not a curated record
GGGGCUGAGCCAAGCCGCCGCCUCCCCUCCCUGCGCCGGCCGGCUGGGCCGCCGCCUUCUCCCGGGACCCGGGGGGGCCGGAGUGGCGCUGAACGGCAGGAGCAAUUUUAGUGUCGAAGAAUGACAGCAGCUACAUGACCAAGUGGAUGCAUUGUACAAGAGGGCGUUAGUUACAUCUGCCAACUUUUAUUGAACUCUUCCUUAAGUUCAGCCGUUAUUUUGUUUUAGAAGCGGAAAGACAAAGUAGGUUUUGAUGUUUUGUGUGGCAUCAACUGAAAUAGGAGCCAUCAUGAAUAUAACAAAGGGUGGGCUGGUGCUGUUUUCAGCUAAUUCCAAUUCAUCAUGCAUGGAACUAUCGAGGAGAAUUGCUGAACGCUUGGGGGUAGAGAUGGGCAAAGUUCAGGUUUAUCAGGAGCCAAACAGAGAAACAAGGGUGCAGAUUCAAGAGUCUGUGAGAGGAAAAGAUGUCUUUAUCAUCCAAACAGUUUCAAAGGAUGUGAAUACUACGAUCAUGGAACUCCUGAUCAUGGUGUAUGCUUGUAAAACCUCCUGUGCCAAAAGCAUUAUUGGAGUGAUUCCCUACUUCCCAUACAGCAAGCAGUGCAAGAUGAGGAAAAGGGGCUCCAUUGUCUCUAAAUUACUGGCUUCGAUGAUGUGCAAAGCUGGUCUAACUCACCUUAUUACAAUGGAUUUACAUCAGAAGGAAAUACAGGGAUUCUUUAAUAUUCCGGUUGAUAAUUUGAGAGCCUCUCCAUUCUUGCUUCAGUACAUUCAAGAAGAGAUCCCAGAUUACAGGAAUGCUGUGAUUGUGGCCAAAUCACCUGCAUCUGCAAAGAGGGCACAGUCAUUUGCUGAGCGCCUGAGGCUGGGAAUUGCUGUGAUUCAUGGGGAAGCCCAAGAUGCUGAAUCUGACCUGGUAGAUGGUCGACAUUCACCUCCUACAGCCAAAAGUGUAGCUGCUAUUCAUCCCAGUUUGGAGAUACCCAUGCUGAUUCCAAAGGAAAAACCACCUAUCACAGUUGUUGGAGAUGUAGGAGGAAGAAUAGCCAUCAUUGUGGAUGACAUUAUAGAUGAUGUUGACAGCUUCCUUGCUGCAGCAGAGACUCUCAAGGAAAGGGGAGCAUACAAGAUUUUUGUAAUGGCGACCCACGGCCUGCUGUCUUCAGAUGCUCCCAGGUUGAUAGAAGAGUCUGCUAUUGAUGAAGUUGUUGUAACCAACACGAUUCCACAUGAAAUACAAAAACUCCAGUGUCCCAAAAUUAAGACUGUGGAUAUCAGUAUGAUACUCUCAGAAGCCAUUCGCAGAAUCCAUAAUGGGGAGUCCAUGUCUUACCUUUUCAGAAAUAUAGGACUAGAUGAUUAAUCUUUUCUGUUUAUUCUAAAGAAAAACCAAGGGCCAAACUGGAAUUGUAUAGAAAACAAGCUGUGAAGCAUCAUGCUUACCUUAAUAUUUCAAUUGAGUCAUUUUCUGUUUUGUUGUUUUUCUUGGUUUAAAUUUGAAGUUAAACCAGAUUUCAAGAGCUAUUUUUCUUUGCAGUUUUUGAAAAAGACCCAAACGUUUUCCAAAAAGAGAGGAAAAAAAGUUGUUCUAGUUGCUUUUAGGUUAGUUGCACUAUGUAUGGAAAACAAACACUUGAAGCAAGAAUUUAGCUCAUAAACUAAACAUUCCUUUUCCAAAGCUGCUUGCUACAAGUGCUUUAAAAAGUUGAUAAAUGAAGUGACUGUAUAAUAUUUGCAUUUUAAAAGCCAAAAAGGUUGUACUGUUGUAUGCAGUUAAGUGACAUUUUGUAGAAGUGCUUUUAUAGAAAAGCAUAUGAAAUAUGCACCUGUAUUUAUUUUCUGCAACAAAGAAUAAAGAUUUGUUUUGUGUGA